GUCGCUUUCAACUGGCAUUAUUGUACUCUGCCGUAUUGCACUCGGUGUACUCUGUUUGGCCUUCCCUGCAUUAAAUUCUCAAGCGAUCGAUCCAGUGAGGGCGGUCGAUCACCCCCACGGGCAUCAACUGGUGCGCCUGUGCAGCUGUACAGAUCAGUUGAUGCCGGCUUUCCCCUCGGUUGGCUUGCUGAUAGUCCAUCACAAUAGGUACAACAAGUACAUGCCAACAGAACUACUGUAGGUCGUGCAGAUGUUUGUAUGUUGCCAGAGCGAUCAAGAGUCAAGACCAGCCAACUCAACUACGCUACGGAGAACAUAGUAGUCCGCCGAGAACCUGUUUGCUGGUGUUGUCAUUUUCUCUUACCCCAAAACACCCACAUACCCAUCGCGAUACCGUUGAAAGGUCCAUCAAACGCCCAUGUUUUUCGCUCAACGGUGGCUUUUUUUCGCAUUGAUUUCAUUAUCUCCGUGAGGUGGGUCGCGUGCAAUGCAAGAUUAUGCGCUGGGGCGUCCUUCCAUAUACAUCUCACACUAUCUGUGCGGUUCCUGAAACCAGCGGCUCUCCAUCCCCGACCGUCUCGUACCGUAGGUCACUCGUACAUAAUCGUCAUGCUCUCUCCAGGCCGACCAUCUUUUCAAGCAGGCAAGCGCUCUCAGCGGCGCAGUAGUAGCAAGCCUAUGCAGAUCUGGGGAACGUCUCGUCGAAUCACUCGAUAUUCCUCCUUCCUUUGUCGUGAAUGCUUCCAUUAAGCGACCACGGCGAUAUAUUUUCCUCCUUCUAUAUUUGUUAUUGUUGAACUUAACAACUUUCCCCUUCAGACAGUCGAUAGUUGGCUGCAGGCAUCAUCCCAAGAGGCAAGAGGCUAUAGUGUUUCGUUGAAAUUUGUCGGCGUUUCCGC
Aaosphaeria arxii CBS 175.79 is the source of this 899-nucleotide messenger RNA. RefSeq lists its product as uncharacterized. The record is from RefSeq and is a predicted model, not a curated record. Bases 259 to 750 code for a protein of 163 amino acids. NCBI's taxonomy places the organism in Eukaryota, Fungi, Ascomycota, Dothideomycetes, Pleosporales. The transcript has a single exon.